GCUGACAGCAGCAUAACCUCUCAGACGCAAGACUGUGAAUUGCUCGGUCUUAUGGUCGGGACAUAUUUUACAUUUUUACAAUCCAUCAAUGUGUCAAUUUUCGGGAAAACAAUAACUUUAUACGAUGAUUACAAGUUUUUUUAGAAAUACUCAAAGAAGACAAUUCUGGUCCACGAGUGACAUAUGCCGUUUGUUUGUUUAUAACUUGUAUGACGUCACAUCAUAGCCUAUAGUGUUUCCACCUUUUCGUAUUAAAUGAUAAAUAUGCUUUUUUAAAUUGCACAUAUAUAUGUGGAUAUAUAGCCAUCUUGCGCAUUUGAAAAUUGAAAUCGAUAUUUUUCGUUUUAUUAAGGGAAAUACUGGAAGAAAUACUCAUUUAUUUUAGCCUAUUAGUUUAGGGCUUAUACUUGCACGUGAUUUAUGUCAGGCGACAGUGUCACUCGGCAGUGGUCGACACUCGUAUCUCGACGUAACUCAAUUUGUUAGUGAUAUUUGUGAUUUUCUAACGGGUAAACCUUUAAUCAUCAGACUAAUAUCACACGAUCUGUAUAUACUGUUUAUUUAUCAUGGAAUGUGGUAUUUAUAGUGUAGCCAUGACGUCAGUAAUUAAGGUUAGGCAGAAAUACACUGGCACUGGCGGAGUGAACAUAAAUAUUGUCAAUAAUGGUACUCAAAUUAGCAUAAAAUAUCAGCAACCUGUUGAGUAGUAAGCGUGGAGCUAUGAGUGCGUCCGACGCCGAGGCCUCCCUGCGUAAGGCGUCUAUGGGCAGCGGGCCUCUGUGGUGGUCCUGAUGUAUCCGGCGGAACUAAUGGAGAUGGAGGGGGAGGGGGCGAAGGCGGCGCCCCAAACGGGGCCCCAUUGCGGCUUAGCUUUCGCACCGACGGCAGACAAGUACCGUGGGACGCGGCGUUGGUUGGAGGUACCACUUUGUAUGUCGCCAUGCCUGAAAAGGUACCACCUGAGGGCAGCAGGGAGGCAUUCGUUGCACUGUUGGACGCGGCUGAAGAGAAGCUGCGAUGCAAACAUGUUAUCGUGGUGUUCUCCAAGGACCGUCCAGACAGAGCAGUGGUGGUGCGUACAUUCAUGUUCCUCGGUUUCACGGUGCUAUCACCAAACUCGCCAUUGGUACCACCUCAACUGGCCAAAGGCAACAUCUGCAUGCUCUAUAACAUCGAGUAAACAGCCAUUCAAACAACGUCUCAACAUCAGUUCACGGCCCAAACAAUUCGACACUUUGGUUUGAGGAGAUUGCAAUCUCCGAGUACAAAAUUGUUAGACUUAAUAUAAAACACUUUACAAGCAUCAUAACCUAUAUUUAAUCGUCAUCAAUCUAAAAAAAUACUGUUUGUUAGACGAAUUUUAACUGAAAAUUUUAAUCUCUUGUUUUACAACAUCAAGCAUAGAAUCAACAGUUUGUAAAUAUUUGUACUCGAGAUACAGUCCCCUUGAUAGUGCACCUUUUGAAAUAUUCUUGCAAUAUACACAAAAAUUGUGAUGAAAUGUCUUUCACAUCACUUGCUAUACUUCCAAUCAUAUUACUACACCACAGACUGAGACAUAUGCUAGAGAAAUACUGUAACACACUGUAUUCAUAUUCUACCGAUGCCAUUGUGCGUUUUACAUCUGCUAAUAUCAUCCUCACAUUGACACAUUUUCACAUUUUUUACUGUUUUUAAGUUCUACCUAUCACAUCAGAUAAUUACUAUUCCUAGCGCAGAAAUGGACACUCGACAAAUAUACAAAGGGUAGAGUUUUUAUUCCCCUAAUUGUAUUAUACCAUUCGUUUGUUGCAGUAUAUCUCUCUACAUUCUGAUGUAUCAAAAAGUGCACCUUUCAAACGUACGUCGAUAAUUUUGUAGCGCUUCUAACAGCUUUACAGUGUAUCGUAAAUGCUUGAACAUUUUAGUUGUUACGGCGCUCGAUUCUACACAUUCAAUUUUAUAAACACAAUCUUCUAUUAGUUUCUAGAGAUACGAUUCAGUUUGGAUUGUUCAAGGUUGUGUUUCUGAAAUGUGUUUCUGUAGGUAGUGUAUUGGUUUAGUGUACGAUGUAUUGAUAGCAGUUGGAAUAGCAUAACACUUUAAUUAAUAGACACUUGUCAUUUUUAUGACGUUACCCGCGUGUUUCUGAAUACUGACAAAAACAUAGUAAUGUUCUUGAAGAAUACAUAAAAGUGACGUUGGCACUGAUUUGAAGCAAAUGGAUCAAGGAAAUACCUAUAUGGCCAAAACGUGAUGUUAUAAUUUCCUUUUUGUAUAAUUUUGUUAGGAUGCGCGGAUUCAUGAACAUCAUUAUUUUAUUGACUGACGCUUUCGGUAGUUGGAAAAUUGACAACUUUUCAACCGUCAAUUUUCCACCUGUUUGAGAAGUAGACGUUUCUCAGGUUUUGUAAAGCGUUUUACGAGCAUCCUACCAAAAACUUCUUUGGUUCAUAAAGGCCAAGAAAACAUUAGAAUUUAUGAGUUACCUGGAAACUCGAUGCCGAGCACUCGGUUUGAGGUAAUGCUACAGAUUGGAAUUUCGUCUGGCAUUGCUAAGGAAAAGUGAAUCAUUGGGAGACCCACCACAGUAUUACACUUCAAAUAUUCAAGUAUAAUGCUGAAGCUUUUGUAAUCAAUCUUGAUUAUGAUCAGACUUAUAGUUAUCUUGACUAGGAAGGGCAGAAAUGAGAAGAGGAAGAAAAAAAUAACUUGUGGUUAAUCCAGUUACUCAACUUUCUGAAACAGCAACAUUUUGGGUUUCAAUGGUUCAUGUUGUUAAACAUUCAAUUUGUGUGGUCUUAUGGAUUUGUCUCUAUUUUAACUUGAAUCUGUACGUAAUCUGGCUUCACUAAUACAAUAUGGUAUGAAGCUUGCAUUAUUUUCAGAUGAAGAUGGGGUGACUCAGUGUCAAAAUGCCACAUCAGUUUUACUUUUCGAACCGUAAUCUAUAUGUAGUGGAUUCCAACUUCGUUAUUCGAUAUGUUUGGUAUGUUUGAAGUAGUGUUAAUCUAGGAUAUUAGUUCGUAUAUAUAUUCAAUAUUUAGAUGUUUACAUAGGGCUGUGAACUAACCUGGACGUGAAGAUGUAGUCAGUGUGAAAGCAUAAGCUGCUAUAUAUAUAUACCUAUAUUAUACUAUAAUCUAUAAUAAAAACAAAAAUAAAAAUGGCAAAAAACAAAAACAUGAAUUAAUGUUCCAAUUUCUUGUGUUUGAAAUACUUAUAAUUGGCUUAGGUUAACGGACAGUAUCUAAAAGAUUUUUCAUUUUUCUGUUUGUAGUGUUUUGGAAUGAGAAGAUAUAUUUGGUCUUUGUCGAAGCACUCGUUUGUCAUUUAUUGAAUACCCAGUUUUCAAAAUUAAUUUUGUGCUGAAUGUUUUUUUUUAUUUUAAUCUGGCGGUUUUUGUAUAGUUUGCCUUUUAUUUUUACUAGCAUUUACAUUAUUAUUGCCUAUUAUCCAUAUUAAAUAAACUUUCAUUAGUUAUUUUAUA
This is a messenger RNA of Acanthoscelides obtectus, 3469 nucleotides long. Lineage: Eukaryota; Metazoa; Arthropoda; Insecta; Coleoptera; Chrysomelidae. The record is from the annotation of a GenBank genome assembly.